CCUUUUCUUUCGACGGAGAAAUCAUUAUUAUAAACCUAAAAUAACAAACAAAAAGGGCUUAAAUAACAAAGGUUGGGGCUUUCUACCGAUAAAAACCAAUGGAAGCCCUUUCAAAAUCAACAAAGAAGGCUAGAGUUUUUUUUUUAAGAGAGGAUAGAGGGGAUAGAAAAGAGGAGACAAAUAAGUUAUUUAUCACACGACACAUUUAAAUACACGAGAUAACUCACUUAAGAAAAAAAAAUCAAAAAUCAAACAUCAUAACACAAACUGAGCAUGGUAAACAUGAGUUUAUAACCCAUUUAACCAUAUAAUCCAUUUAACUUUGAACACGAUCAUGAGGAUGACAUGACAUGCUUGUUACCUGACAAACCUCCAUUUAUUGCUCAUGCUUACUUAGAAAAAAAAAAAAAAAAAACAUCAACCAUCAACCACCACCUAACCGUCCAACACUUACAUAGUUACACCUAAAAAGUCUAAAACACUUCUAUUUUUUUUUUUAUUUUCUAAAAAAAAUAUAAAAAACAAGGUCAACAACAUACUCCAUAAAUACAUAAAAUAUUUCAAAUCAUAUAUUGUGAAUGAAUCAAGGGAACCAAAAAUUAUUGCCAAUUUGCCAGUCCUAAAUGGUUGUAUUGGUUGUAAACUUGUAAAUAACAAUAAUAAAUCAAAUUCUUACCAUUUCAAAUUAACAACAUUAACAAAUCAAUUAAUACAACGCUCCAAAAAUAAAAUAUUCAGUACGUAUAAAAAUUAAAGUACGACACAAUUUCAAAUCCCCCAAAUUUCGUCUUCUCCGCCAUUAUACUACUUUGAAGAACUCCAUUCAGCUCCUUCCCGUGAACAAACACAACGCCAUUUUUGCUCAAAAUUUUCUCUCUCCUUCAAAAAUGUUCUUCACUCACAAUCCCUAAACCCUAAUUCAACUCUCUCAGUUUCUCUCUACUCCAUCAACAAUGGCGACGGCAGCAUUCAGGUCGACGACUCGGCGAACAUCAAUCGGAGGAGACUCCAAUUCCAACUCCAGUACUAGUCGGAACUCCACAACAUCGUCGUCGCACCACCGCCGUUCACGGAGUGUCAGCCGCUUUUCGCACGGACUUCCGGCGGAGGUCUCGCCGGAGGAACCACCGUCGGCGAGUCGUAGGGGUAAAUUUGUAAAUACAGUACGAGGUUCUGGUGUUCCUGAAAUUAGUCUCGAUGAUCUUGCGAUUGAGAUGUUUUCGUCGAGUGAUAUUGGUGAAAGAGGGCGAACUACUUCUUAUGAGGUUUCUUCUGCGAGUAGAGAUGAUAAAACGGCGUCGCAUCGGAGAGGAAGGUCGGUUUCUAGGCGUGGGGCUAGGGUUGGUGAGCUGAGGAGUAAGAAUUUAGGUGAGAGAAAUGGCGAUUUUGAUGGUAGUGCUUCUAGAAGGAGGCGGUCGCUUUCUGUUGUUCGGAAUUAUCAAAUUAGCGAUUCUGAGAAUGAACACAUUCAGAAAAACAGGAGUCUUGUGAAAGCCAAAGAUCUUAACAUGUGGAGCAAACAAAAGCCUGUAAUGCAGCCAACAUCUUCUAAUCAGCAGAGAGGAUUGCGGAGGUCCUCUAGCCAGAAAGAUUUUUUGAGGUCGUAUGAUGGGUACUCUAGCUAUUCCUCCACCCUAACUGAUGAUGAAGGGAAUGAUGCUUGUUACAAUGCUAACCGGAGAACGAAGGACAUGCAAACUGCCUUCAAACAAAAUAAGGAACCACAGGCAAGUGGACAUGGGCAAUGGUCCAAAGCAUUGCAAAAAGAAUAUACAAAUCCUGCCAAAGAUAUUAGGCUAGAUUAUAGACAGGUUAAGGCUGAGAGCCAACUGUCAGAGUUGGCUAGUAACAAUGGUCUUCAGUCAACAGACUCUGAUGCUCUCAAGGCUGUUUCAACUGUCAGAAGGAAUUACAAGACAAAACUGGAAGAGUCUGAAAAGCGUAAACAAGAACUCCUUGCUGAAAUAAUGUUGGAGGAGGAGCGCGGUAAAGAGCUAAAAAAAAUUGUUGGAGAACUGCUUCCUCAUCCAAAGAGCACUCCUGUUAAAAGAGCUGCCAGAGGAAGAAAGAGAAGUACUGACACAACCAGAAUGCCUAAGCAAUUGGUAGAAGAGGCUGAUAAAAUUAUUGACGAAUUUAUUUCCAGUGUUGAAGAAACUGAUAUCUCAUCAUUUGAUGGUGAAAGGAGUGAUACCAGUUCUGUUUUUGGAGGUGCAGUAAAGCCUUUUAAAAGUCCAAUGAGAUCUGAUUUGCUUCCUGGUGAAAUGGAUGGGGUUGUUCUUCCUUGGUUGAAGUGGGAGACUGGUGAUGAUGGUACUACUCUUCUGGGCAGUGAUAAUAAGCAACAUCCUAAAACUCCAACAACUGUUCUACAGGGUUCACAGGAGAUGACUGCUGGGAAUGAGCAAGAUCAAAGUUCAAGUUCCAAAAGUAGCCGUGGGAGUUGGAGUCCUGGAGUUGCCAAUAGCUUCUCUUUGGAUGUAGGAAAAAAUAGCAAAUCUGGAGAGGUUGAGAGCUACAAAAGCCAACUUUUAUCUCGAGUGCCCAGAAAAUCGCUGGUGGAUAUAGAUGAUUAUCUAAAGCUUACAAGCAAUGAGGGUUUCCUUUCGGAAAGAUGGAUACAGCGGGAGAGAAUCCACUCAGGCGGUCUCCUUAUAUGUAAUAGUAGGUCUUCAGGAAAAUUUCUUUAUUGAAUAACUGCAGUAAUCCAUCCUAUAUCUUGGUGCAUUGGUCAGUAGUUACUGUAUUCCGACUGACUCCUGUCGAUUCUCAGAGUAAACCUGUGAGGCUAUGUAGUUAAUAUUAAGGUCUCGCUUGUUUAUGCUUUUACUUGUGUUGGGGUAUAUAUCUUGAAGCAAUCAUGCAUUCACCACACCUUGGCUGCUGUACAAAGUACUGUCGCUACUGGCGUUUAAUACCAUAUGCAGUUCUUCAUAGUUCUAUUUUC
This is a messenger RNA of Chenopodium quinoa (quinoa), 2947 nucleotides long. RefSeq lists its product as uncharacterized. The coding region runs from base 954 to 2693 and encodes 579 amino acids. The transcript is spliced from 8 exons. Lineage: Eukaryota; Viridiplantae; Streptophyta; Magnoliopsida; Caryophyllales; Amaranthaceae. The record is from RefSeq and is a predicted model, not a curated record.